GGGGAGGGAGACCUGGGCAGCCCGCAGACCCGAUGACUCUCUCUGAUUUUUCCUCUCGGAGCCUGGAGCAGCCGGCCAGACGCUCUCCUCCGCGUCCGCCCAGCCGCAUUUCUGUCGGCGGCUGGCCGUCGGGUCCCCGCGCCCGGUCCUCUGUCUCCCCGUCGGUUCAGCAUCUGGACCCGGACCAGGUGGAAGUCAGGAGGGUAGCUUUCCAGAAAAGGGCGCCGUCGCAGAUUCGUUAAUAUAAAUACUUACUGAACAUACACGAAAUAAAAAACAUAAUUCCAGAUUUAAAGUAAUUUUGAAGCGGGUUUGGCUGGUGUUUUAGCCGCUGUCUCUGGUUUCAUCCUCCGCCUUUGUCCUCAUGUUUUCCCCCGGAGUUCCUCCCCCUGCGGCGCUGGGCGGAGUUUCAUACCGGACUAGACGCUCCUUUUGUCGGAUCCGUUUCGACCUGACUCCCCGGGGUUUACGGCUGAAAAAAACACACUUUGAAAGUCCCAAAAUAAUCCAAACGACCACAGUGGUGUGCAGUAUUAACCCCGGCUUCUUCCCGAACCUGAAGUGGAGGGAGGGGGCGGAGUCUCCUCCGUCAGUCACUGCAGGAUGAACGGCAGCAGUAGCGUCUCCAGAGCUCAGAGCACCAGGAUCAGAAGUGAGCCAGAUGACUGGAGUAAAGAGGACUGUCUGACUCUGUUGGAGAGGAUUCGCAGUCUGCUGCCGGAUGGAGACGCCAUGAAGUAUAAAACAACAGAGUCGCACUUUGACUGGGAGAAAGUUUGUUUCGGCAGCUUCACUGGAGACAUGUGUCGCCAGAAGUGGCAGAAAGUCUCAACUGAGGUUCGUAAGUACAGAACGAUGACGGAGCUCAUCAUAGACGCCAUGGAGUUUGUGAAGAAUCCGUACAAAGGCAAGAAACUGAAGACUCAUCCAGAUUUCCCAAAGAAACCUUUGACUCCGUACUUCCGCUUCUUCAUGGAGAAACGAGCCAAAUACGCUAAAAUCCACCCAGAGAUGAGCAACCUGGACCUGACCAAGAUCCUGUCCAAGAAGUACAAGGAGUUACCAGACAAGAAGAAGCAAAAGUACAUCACAGAGUUUCAGCGAGAGAAGGAAGAGUUUGAGAAGAACAUGGCUCGAUUCAAGGAGGAUCAUCCAGAGCUGAUAGAAGAGAGGAAGAAGUCCGACCUGCCGGAGAAACCGAAAACUCCUCAACAGCUGUGGUACAACCAUGAGAAGAAGGCCUACAUGAAGCUCCACCCAGAGGUGAGUCAGAAGGAGCUGAAGGAGGCUCUGAGGAGACAGUGGUCCCAACUGCCUGACAAGAGGAGACUCAAGUGGAUCAGCAAGGCCCUGGAGCUCCAGAAAGACUACGAGGGCAGUAUGAGGGCAUAUCAUGAAGCUCAUCCAGAUGUGAACUCUGAUGAUCACGUUCGGUCCGUCCUCACCAAAGCAGAGAGACAACUGAAGGACAAGUUUGAUGGACGGCCGACAAAACCACCACCUAACGGGUACUCUCUGUACUGUGCGGAGCUGAUGGUGAACAUGAAGGACGUCCCCAGCACAGAACGGAUGGUCCUCUGCAGUAAACAGUGGAAAAUGAUGACACAGAAAGAGAAGGACAUGUUUCAGAAACGCUGCGAGCAGAGAAAGAAGCAGUACGACAUCGACCUACAGAGGUUUCUAGAGAGUCUUCCGGAGGAGGAACGAGACCGCGUCAUGACAGAGGAAAAACUGGGCGGGGCCAAACUGACAGGGAGCGUUGCCUCCAGCCCGCACAGAGCCAGGUCUCCUUCUGUCAAGGAGCAGUGUCGGGAGGCGGAGCCAGAGCCAUGGGUACCUGCCGGACUGCCAAAAGAGAGACGGGAUGGAAAGAAGACGGCAAAGCUUCCAGAGCGGCCUAAAACAGCUGAGGAGAUGUGGCAGCACAGUGUGAUUGGAGACUACCUGGCUAAAUACAGAAGUGACCGCAGGAAGGCGCAGGCCGGCAUGGAGGCGACCUGGAAGUCUAUGGAGAAGAAGGAGAAGAUUCUUUGGAUUAAGAAGGCAGCAGAGGGCCAGAAGCGAUAUGAGAGGGAGCUGUCGGAGAUGAGGACUCCACAAGCAGGUCAGAGUCAGAGGAAACCCAAGUUUGACGGAGAACCAAAGAAGCCCCCAGUGAGCGGGUAUCAGAUGUUCUCCCAGGAACUGCUGACCAAUGGUGAGCUGAACCACUUCAGUCUGAAGGAGCGAAUGGUGGAGAUCGGGAAGAGGUGGCACAAACUGAGCCAGAGUCAGAAAGACAAGUACAAGAAGCUGGUGGAGGAGCAGCAGGUGGAGUACAAGGCCGAGCUGGAGGCCUGGGUGAAGUCUUUGUCCCCUCAGGAUCGAGCCGUCUACAAGGAGUUUUCCACCUCGAAACGUCGCAGCACCACUAAAGUUCGCAGCAGCCCCGGAGCUAAAGUCCGCGUGACGGCAAAGGGGAAGGCGGCAGGUUCGAGAGCCGCAACACAGACGGUCGGGGUGGCUAAGAGGGCCAUGGCAUACCGAGCCAAGGACAUGUCCGAUUCAGACGAAGAGGAGGAGGAGGAGAAGAGCGACUCGUCUGACUCUGAAGAUGACGAGACAUCAGGAUCCACAGACAGUGACGAUGAUGACGAUGAGAACGACGACGACGAUGAGGAUGAUGAGGACGAUGAAGAUCAGAGCUCCUCUGAAGAAUCCAGUGACUCGGACUCGGACUAGCUCCGCCCCCUCCACCUCAUUGGAGAGAACAGGCUGUGCGGGCCACGCCUCCUCACAUGCGAAUCAUCCCGGCGGACCAAUGCAAACGUCGAUAUGGUGACGUCAUACUGCGGUCGCGCUGGUCCCGCCCCUUUGGCAGGGGGCGGAGCCUGACAGAGUGUUUCGUUACUUGUGUUUUUGUUUGUUUUUUAUCAAGUGUUUGUUGGUUUUUAUCUGAUGGACGUUUUAGACGAGCAGAGGUUUGUUUUAUUUUUUGGAGCUAUGGCAGAGGCGGGGUUUGUACAGAGUUUAACAGGCAGGAGGGGGCGGAGUAGUAGUUACUGCUGAGGGAGGAGCCAGUGUUCAGCCUCCAAUCAGCCGCCUGCCUGAGAAAAUUAUUAACAAAUAAAUGCACUUU
Chelmon rostratus (copperband butterflyfish) is the source of this 3118-nucleotide messenger RNA. RefSeq names its product upstream binding transcription factor, like (gene ubtfl). The transcript has 20 exons. NCBI's taxonomy places the organism in Eukaryota, Metazoa, Chordata, Actinopteri, Chaetodontiformes, Chaetodontidae. The record is from RefSeq and is a predicted model, not a curated record. Bases 604 to 2721 code for a protein of 705 amino acids.